Lactuca sativa (garden lettuce) is the source of this 1152-nucleotide messenger RNA. Its product is annotated as putative protein FAR1-RELATED SEQUENCE 10. The record is from RefSeq and is a predicted model, not a curated record. Gene Ontology annotation, molecular function: zinc ion binding. NCBI's taxonomy places the organism in Eukaryota, Viridiplantae, Streptophyta, Magnoliopsida, Asterales, Asteraceae.
UAGUUACAUUUAAUAUUGCAUACUAGUUGCAUUACAGACUAAUUUCUUAUUUUGUUUUGGUGACAACAGGGUCUUCUACCAGCCAUAGAACAAUUGUUCCCUAAUGCAGAACACAGGUUCUGUAUUAGACACAUAUACCAGAACAUGAGGAUCAGAUUUAAGACUACAGAAUACAAGGAGUAUUUUUGGAGGUGUGCUACAGCCACCACCAUACCAGAGUUUGAAGCUGUAAUGGUAGAGCUAAGGAAUUAUGACAUAGAAGCAUAUCAGUGGCUCUUGAAAAUCCCUCCACAUCAUUGGGCUAGAAGUCAUUUUUCAGGAAGGGCAAUUUCAGACAUGUUAUUGAAUAACCUUUGUGAAGUGUUCAAUAGCAAACUUGUUAAAGGGAGAGACAAACCCAUUAUCAGUUGUUUGGAGUUCAUCAGAGAGUACCUUAUGAAGAGAGUAUGCAAUGUGAUGAAGGUGUUAAACAAGUGUCAAGGUCCAUUAACUCCAACUGGUACUAGGAUUUUGGAAUCAAACACAACACUAGCUAGUAAGUAUCAUGCACGAUGGAAUGGGGGACAAAAGUAUCAGGUUAAAGUUCCAUGGAAUGAUCAACAUGUGGUGGACAUGGAGAAAAGGGAGUGUAGUUGUAGAAAGUGGGAGCUUACUGGAAUUCCUUGCAAACAUGCAGUUGCAAGCCUAAAUGAAAUGGCAGACAAUAAUGAAAAGGUGGGAGAACUAUACACCUAUGUGCAUAAGGUGUAUUGGCUUGAUACAUGGAAAGAGAUGUACUCCUUCAAGGUGGAGCCUAUCAAAGGUAGAGCCAUGUGGCCUAAGAGUGACUGCCCAACAACUCUUGUGCCUCCACCACACAACAAAGCUAUAGGCAGGCCAAAAAAGAAAAGAAGGAUUACAGCAGAGGAAAGGAUUGAAAUCCAGCAACGUAAGAGGCAAGCAAACAGUCAAAGUCAAAAUGAUAAUGAAACUCAAUCACUGAGCAGGAAGUUUUUGACUGUGACAUGUAGUAAGUGUAAGCAAAAGGGUCACAAUGCCAGGACCUGCAAGGCCAAAGAUGGGAAUUGAUGUUUAAGUACUUUUUAUGUUUGUGAAGACUUGUUAAUGCACUUUAGUUGCUACUUUGUUGCCUUUUUUUUUAUCCAUUUUGAU